GUGAUACACGCAGCAGUGAUACACGCAGCAGGCGCAAGACUGGAGACAAUCUUUUUUCAUUCUGUUUGACACUGAACGCAAAGUUGCGAUUAAAAAUAUAUAUUUUACAUUGGAUUAUUGGGAAAAUUAACGAAACGUGACAUAGAAGAACAAGAGGAGAGUGUUUACGGUGUGUUGGAGACGGGAGCUCUGGACGUUCAUGAGCUGGACUGCGCCGCAUUUGGUGGGCUGCUCCUAGCUUGGAAAAUCCCACCAUAUCCCUGACAUUUAUUCCCAACUCAACCGGAACGGAGAACUGACACUGAUGUAGAUGCAUUUUAAAGGAAAAACAUGGAAUAAAGGCUGACAUCGAAGGCGUCCUGAAGAAAAUAGCUUUUUUGCUGUUGUUGAAAAAGUACCCUACAGCUUAUUAAUUAAAUAACCUAUACAUUUUUUUGUUGUAGUCAAAAAGAGGCAUAGCCUACUCUAACAACACAUCACAUAAUGUCUGUUCCGAACGUUCUGGCCAAGGCCCUGUACGACAAUGUGGCUGAGUCUCCAGACGAGCUGUCCUUCCGGAAAGGUGACAUCAUGACGGUACUGGAGCGGGACACCCAGGGUCUGGAUGGCUGGUGGCUCUGCUCUCUGCAUGGACGCCAGGGCAUCGUCCCUGGAAACCGCCUCAAGAUCCUGGUGGGCAUGUAUGACAAGGCUGGGCAGCAGCAGUCUCCACUCCCCCAUGCCUCCCAACCUGGCCCUGCCCAGAGCCCGAGCCAGCUGGCCUUCCCUUCGCAGAGUGCCUACACUAAGCCCUCCCCCUCCUCCCAGUACACAGCCAUGCACCCUGCCUUCUCCAACCCUGGGCCUGUCCCCGCCCUACCUGACAGCAUCUACAUGAUGCCCCCCAACCAUGGCAAGUCUUCUUCUUCAAGCCUGUACCAGAUACCCAUGGGCCCCCAAGCCCCACCCAAGGCCCCCAUGCUCUCCCAGAAGAAGUUCCACGCUCCUGUUCAGGACAUCUAUCAGGUGCCUCCCUCAGCAGGAGGGCCUGGUCCUGGGCAGGAUAUCUACCAGGUUCCCCCCUCACUGAACCAGACUCAGGACAUCUACCAGAUCCCCCCCUCCAUAGAGAAGAGGAGCUGGGACUCCUCCAAACCUCUAGGAAAGGUGGUGGUGCCAACGCGGGUGGGUCAGGUAUAUGUGUAUGACACAGGGACGUCAGAGCAGGAUGAGUAUGACGUCCCCCCCAGACACCUGCCUCCAUCCCAGCAGUCCCAGGACAUCUAUGACGUUCCCCCGACCCACGGCCAAUACAACCAGCAGGUGUAUGACACGCCACCCAUGGUGGUGAAAGGCCCCCCCAGUGGCCAAGACGUCUAUGACACGCCCCCCAGUGUGGACAAGAUCCAGCUGUUCUCCCAGCAAACGGUGUACGACUUCCCCCCCUCCGUCAGUAAGGAUGUUCCAGACGCUCCUAUCAGGGAGGAGACCUAUGAUGUCCCCCCCCACUUUGCCAAGCUGAAGAGUCUGGAGAGCCAGAGCCAGGGCUAUCUGAUCCCCGGGGGACCUGAGCCCCCCAUCCCUGAAGAUGUGUACGACGUCCCUCCCCCUCCCCUCACCGGCAAGCGCCACCCAGACGCCUAUCACGCCCCCCUGGGCCAGGAGAUCUACGACAUCCCUGCCAGUCUGAGGAAGGGCGGACACCACAACCCCCAGGAUGUGUACGAUUUCCCACGCGAGCGGCCUGCGUGUGAGGACUCCAUCUAUGAUGUCCCCCCUCAGGUGGUGAGAGACGCGGGUGCCACAGAGGAGAUGACUGUCAGCUUCAAACGACUGUCUGCCUCCAGCACGGGCAGCACCCGCAGCAACCUGUCCACCUCUUCUCUGGACGUGGUGCCAGUCAGGGAGUCGGCGGUGCCCAGCCAGGCCGGCCCGGGGAAGCUGUUGAUCCUAGACCUGGAGCAGGCCAUGGAGCGCCUCUCCCGUCUACAGCAGGAGGUGGAGGGCUCCGUCUCCCUCCUCAUGUCUUUCAUCAGUGGGAACUGGCGCAGCCCCACCCAGAUGGAGGCCAACCUGCCAGCCAUCAGGAAGGCGGUGGACAGGAUGAGGGCGGCCGUCAGGGACCUGCUGGAGUUUGCACGGGGGGCCGUGGCCAACUCUGCCCAGGCCACUGACCGCACGCUGCAGGCCAAGCUGGGCAAGCAGGUGCAGAAGAUGGAGGAAGCCUUCCAGGGCCUGGUCAAGUACAGCCAGGCUCUGGACGCUGUGGGCUGGGCCCCCUCUGCUCAAAUGGCACCCUUAGCAGGCAAUGGUGGGGAUGACCUGGACCGGCUGGUCAUGUGUGCCCGGGGCGUGCCCGACGACACUAAACAGCUGGCUUCCUUUCUCCAUGGCAACGCCUCGCUGCUCUUUAAAAGGACAAACAAGCAGCAGCAGCUUCCUCUGCCUCACGUCCCCCACACUGCUGACCUCAUGGGUCAGAUGACCAACAACAACAUCUCAGCUUAUCAGACAGGAGACGGCAGGGCCAACAUCCAGUCCCGGCCCCUGCCGUCCCCGCCCAAGUUCACGGCCGAGGAGGAGACCCAUGACCGGCCCUACGAGACUACAGAGGAGGGCUGGAUGGAGGACUAUGACUAUGUGCAUUUACAGGGUAAGGAAGAGUUUGAGAAGAAUCAGAGGCAAUUAUUAGAGAAAGGGACCAGACACAACAAAAGCACACUGGAACGGCAGCAGCUGAAACAGUUUGAGCGACUGGAGCAGGAAGUCAGCCAGCCAAUCAACAAUGACAUCUCAGGCUGGACCCCGCCUCCCCACUAUCCAGCGGUCCAGCGGAGCAAGCUGAGCAUUGGCGACCGACAGCUGCUGCUCUUCUACUCGGAGCAGUGUGAGGCCAACGUCACCACCCUCACCAACGCCAUCGACGCCUUCUACUCCUCCAUCAACAACAACCAGCCGCCCAAGAUCUUCGUGGCUCACAGCAAAUUUGUCAUCCUCAGCGCACACAAGCUGGUGUUCAUCGGGGACACGCUCUCUCGACAGGCCAAGUCCCCAGAGGUGCGGGCGCAUGUGGCCCAGCACAGUAAUGCUCUGUGUGACAAACUCAAGGACAUCGUGGUGAGCACCAAGACUGCAGCGCUGCAGUAUCCUUCCCCCGGUGCGGCGCGAGACAUGACGGAGAGGGUGAGGGAGCUGGCCGGCUGCACACAGCAGUUCCGCAUGGCUCUGGGCCAGCUGGUGGCCAUGUGAACCUCUGGUCCUGAGACACUGACAUGGGGAGUCCACACUGGGACACACAGCACCCACACACCCAGUGGGCCACUAUCACAGACACAUGGACCCUUCAUCCUCCUCUUGUGCUUUUUAUUUUUAAAAAGGACAACUAUCUGACUGGGCUGGGCCAUAGGUUGUAAAUUAAUCAUUGUAAAUAUUUAAGUUACUAUUAGCCAGAAAGAAAAUGUACUUCCACUAUAUAUAUGUUUUUGAGACCUUCUGGAAAAACUCAACAGGAUGUAGUUUUUAGGCAAUGUCCAUUAUUAUUAUUAUUGCUAAACUGUAAUUAUUGCUCUGAUUAUUAUAAUUGUUAUCAUUAUUGUUAUAAUACGUUGAUUAAGGAUGUUUACAUUUCAAACAAAAUGUAUGUUGUACUUAAUGCUGUUUUUCAUCCUAGAUUAUCAAUAAUGGUGGAUUUUGUAAAAGUAAUGUACUUAGGUGAGGUGGAGGAUAUGUUGACAGAAAAUAAAUAGCUUUCCUUAGAGCUGUCAA
This is a messenger RNA of Oncorhynchus nerka (sockeye salmon), 3744 nucleotides long. Its product is annotated as breast cancer anti-estrogen resistance protein 1-like. Gene Ontology annotation, biological process: cell migration; cell surface receptor protein tyrosine kinase signaling pathway. Gene Ontology annotation, cellular component: cytoplasm; focal adhesion; plasma membrane. The record is from RefSeq and is a predicted model, not a curated record. The coding region runs from base 484 to 3228 and encodes 914 amino acids. Lineage: Eukaryota; Metazoa; Chordata; Actinopteri; Salmoniformes; Salmonidae. Gene Ontology annotation, molecular function: protein binding. The transcript has 7 exons.